CAGAAAAGUUCCAGAACAUUUCAAUCGUCCUGUACCCCUGGGGUAAAUUGCUGGAGCAGGAAUGCGGGCCAUCCCGCAAACUGUCUGGCUCUCCGCCCGGCAGUAACGAUACGUCACCUUCUCUACCAGCGUCCCUUCUUCUCUACAGUCAGCUACACCUAUCUACUCUCUUUUUUCUCCAGGUACCUUUCUGAUUUCUUUCUGGCUUGGCGACCUCAAUACUUCAUAUUCGUCUUACAGCCUCUUUUGACGCUUGUAUCAACGUUGCACAGAGAUUACCCCACCUUUUGACGACAGAUUGCACCAUGGCUAGUUCCGACCUGGACCAGCUCAUUGAGAUGGGCUUUGACCAAGAAAGAGCGCAGUUGGCGGUCUCUAAGGGCGGUGGUAUCCAGGGUGCUCUCGAAUGGCUCGAAGUGAAUCAAGACAAGUCCCUCGAAGAAAUCAAAGCUGCCGCAGCUGAACAGGAGUCGGAGGAAGGUCCAGCGCUCCAACCUGGCGAGGUCCCUCGCAGUCUGGUUUGCAAUGAGUGUGGCAAGAAGUUCCGGAGUCAAGCCCAAGCGGAAUUCCACGCGUCCAAGUCUGAACAUGUCGACUUCGCGGAAUCAACAGAGGAAAUUGCACCUUUGACGGAAGAGCAAAAGAAGCAAAAACUGGAGGAUCUGAGGGAGAAACUCGCAGCGAAGCGAGCGGUGCAGGGCGAGCAGGAAAAAGCUGACAAGAAGCGAAAUGAGGUAUGGAAUCUAUUGCUCCUCAAGCUCUUUAUUGUCUUCUCUAACAUCAUCCUCAGGAAAUCAAAAGGAAGAGCACCAAGGAAUCCCAGGACAUCAAGGAGGAACUCGAUAAGAAACAACGGUUGAAAGAGGCACAAAAGAAGAGGCAAGAGAGGCAGGAUGACAUCGAAGCAAAAAAGCGCGUCAAGGCCAAGAUCGAAGCAGACAAGGAAGCGCGACGGUUGAAAGCUGAACAGG
Molecule: messenger RNA, 971 nt
Organism: Aspergillus ruber CBS 135680
Lineage: Eukaryota; Fungi; Ascomycota; Eurotiomycetes; Eurotiales; Aspergillaceae
Exons: 2
Coding region: 306-860 (184 amino acids)
Molecular function (GO): protein binding
Source: RefSeq, a predicted model, not a curated record